Messenger RNA from Saxophila tyrrhenica, 1077 nucleotides. RefSeq names its product dihydroorotase (gene URA4). Gene Ontology annotation, cellular component: cytoplasm. The coding region runs from base 1 to 1077 and encodes 358 amino acids. Lineage: Eukaryota; Fungi; Ascomycota; Dothideomycetes; Mycosphaerellales; Extremaceae. Gene Ontology annotation, biological process: 'de novo' pyrimidine nucleobase biosynthetic process; pyrimidine nucleotide biosynthetic process. The record is from RefSeq and is a predicted model, not a curated record. The transcript is spliced from 3 exons. Gene Ontology annotation, molecular function: dihydroorotase activity.
AUGGCACUUCAAAAGCUGGACGGCCUUGAGCUGCCGGCUGCGGCAGACAUGCAUGUUCAUCUUCGGGAUGGAGCAAUGACAGAACUUGUGACGCCAAUGAUCCGUCAAGGAGGGGUGAACAUGGUCUAUGUCAUGCCGAACUUGGUUCCUCCGAUCACGACGGUCCGUCAUGCUUUUGACUACCAACGACGACUUCAGGAAAUCGAACCGAAUGUUACAUUCUUGAUGUCACUCUACCUACACCCAAGCAUCACGCCUGAAAUCGUCCGCAAGGCCAAGCACGGCGGAGUCACCGGAAUCAAGUCAUACCCUCACGGAGUCACCACCCAUUCAGACCAAGGCGUUAUGUCGUACGAAGAGUUCUAUCCCGUCUUUGAGGAGAUGGAGCGCGAGGACAUGGUCCUCAACAUCCACGGUGAGCUCCCGCCAUCAGCCGGCGAAGACAUCACAGUCCUCAGCGCCGAAGAAGCCUUCUUGCCAACCUUCCUUGACCUGCACCGACGCUUUCCUAAACUCAGGAUUAUUCUCGAACACUGUACCUCCGCGGCAGCAAUAGAAGCUGUCAAAUCGUGCGGUCCGACGGUAGCUGCCACCAUCACCGCACAUCAUCUGUUCAUGAUUGUCGACGACUGGGCCGGCGAUCCUCACUGCUUCUGCAAGCCUGUGGCGAAGCUACCUUCAGACCGACGAGCACUUCUAAAGGCCGCGGUCAGUGGUGACUCCAGGUUCUUCCUCGGCACAGACUCUGCGCCUCAUCCGGCCAUCUCUAAGAGGGCGGACAAGUAUGCUGCCGGAGUGUUCACACAACCGCAUGCUGUUGGCCUCGUCAUCGAUGCUCUGGAACAAGGGAUUGAUACUGGCGUGCUGAAGGCGGAUGAAGUCACCGAAGAGAAGCUAGAAAGAUUCCUGUGCAUCAACGGACGGACCUUCUAUGGCGUGGAGGAUGACCGCAAGGAGAAGAUUGUCCUGAGAAAGUCAUCUUCCACCAUUGAGAACAUCCUGACGAGCAAGGACGGGUCUGUGGAAGUUGUGCCUUUCAAACGAGGCAAGCUCACAUGGGGGGUGGAGUGGCGAUAG